AUGGAUGUAGACUCUGUUGACUCGACACGGUCCGACUCCGUUGACCGUCAUGCCGUCGACAGCGACGUCGGCGGUUCCCAGUACGACGGCAAGGGCGUCAAACGCAUCCGCCCACCGCCCGUAACCAAGCUCAUCAGGUGGAACGACUUGCAAAAUUGGUAUUCGCGCAAAGAUACCCCACUACUUACCUUGCCGCCAGAGCUGCUUGAUAGAAUCUUCUCCCUAGAGACAGGAUUAGCGGUUCGCGAUUACGUCGCGCUUGCCGGUGUGAACCGAAUGUUCCGACGUUUGUUCGACGACGCCGUGUUCAAGGAGAUCUGCCUUCAUCGUUUGUCUUCUGACAAGCCCGCCAAUCCUCUUACUGCCAACCCACCGAGUGGCGUUCCAUUUACGAGCCAGAUCUUCAGCCGUGACGUGCCCGAGUGGAAGAUAUCCAAUACCACAACGAGCCUCCUUGACAUUCCGUCUAACACGUAUACGCCCCGUGGGAAACGUAAAGACUGGUCAAGGGCGCAAUACGCAGUCUAUCGGCAGGAGCGUGACAUCCACCUCAUGAAACACCGCCUAGAUCGCUACAAAGCAGGGUGCCAAGCCAGCGAGAAGCGCAAGGCGACUUCUGGCAAGCCGAUCGAGCACCCUCCUGUGAAGGAUGGGACGGCAACCCGGCAGGUCAUCGGGGUUGUUCGUGGCUGCAGGCCUGGUGAGAGACCAUUUGGUCCCAAGGGCGAGGCGACCGACCAGCAGAUUGCGCGUUACGACCACUCGACAUAUGAGCAACGUGUCCUGGGUGUGCACGAGUGGUCGGAGAACAGGCUUGUCGAGCUCGAGGCUGAGCUCAAGGCGUUGAUACACGAGGCCGAGCAUCCGGCUGAGCAUCCGGGUUCAGAGGACGAGGAUGAGCGUUGUGAACCGUGGUCGGUGCCUUCGACGCCAGAGUCUGUUGACCCGAGCGAGGACAAGAUGUUCGCUUUCGAGCCGUCUGACUGGGGCGAGGACGGGUACAGGGUCAUUCACGACUUCUGGCCAAGUCCAUACCGGAAUAAGGCGGCGGCAUCGCUGUACGAGAGGCGCAUCAAUAAGACUGUAGGCUUGUCUUUUGUCAAGUGCUCAUGGCAGACGGCCAACGACCUAUACAAGCUCACGGAUGCCGAGUUGGCUACGCUCAAGCAUGUACUUGCGGCGAACCCCUUGAAUAAGGCAACUCCGCGCCGUUUAUUCCUAGAGACUGCCGUCGAGGCGCUCGCAUAUCGAGCUCAUGGCGGGCCUGUUGGCCAUGCAAACUACCAGUAUGCCUAG
Messenger RNA from Cutaneotrichosporon cavernicola, 1296 nucleotides. RefSeq lists its product as uncharacterized. The transcript is spliced from 5 exons. Gene Ontology annotation, molecular function: protein binding. The coding region runs from base 1 to 1296 and encodes 431 amino acids. NCBI's taxonomy places the organism in Eukaryota, Fungi, Basidiomycota, Tremellomycetes, Trichosporonales, Trichosporonaceae. The record is from RefSeq and is a predicted model, not a curated record.